CUGUUUCGUUGUAGAAACUAGAAGAACAUCCCCGAAUCAGAAAACCGCCGUUCCUUCCGGCCAAAAACCACCGAAGUCGCCGCCGUGUUGCCGCCGCUGCUCAACUGCUCUCUGAUAGUGUUCCCCAUGGAGCCGCAGCAGAAACAGUCUACUCCGUCGCUUGAAGACUGCUUGAAGCUGUUGAAGGGAGAGAGAGACGAGCAACGCCUGGCUGGUCUUCUUCUCGUCACGAAAUUCUGCGACAAGGACGACCACGCUUCCAUUCGCAGGGUCUACGAUGCGGUCGGUGUUCAGUUCCUCAACCGCCUCUUGAAAACCGGGAUGGGAAACGGAGGUGUGAGUGGGAGUGGUGGUGAAAAUCGGGAGGCAUACUUACAAUUGUCGAUUACGGUUCUUGCUGCAUUUUGUCGGGUUCCCGAGAUAGCUUCAUCUGAAGAUAUGGUUUCUAAGAUUCCUCUCAUAUUGGAGAUCAUGUCGAAAGAGCCAUCUGUCCUUGAAGAAUGCUAUGAAUUUUUGUUCUUGGUAUCGGAUGCUCAUAAAGAUGGAGUUUCAAGAUUGAUUGAAUGUGGGGGCUUGACCGUGCUAGCUUCUCAGAUGUCUAAUAUUCCAGAUGGUUCUCAGUCAGUAGAGUUUUCAUUGAGGCUUGUUCAGUUGCUGAUUACUACCCUGUCCCUGGACACCAUUAGCAAUGAAUAUCCGUCAGAGCUGUCAAUGAUGGUUGCAGCAAUUUCAAAGCAAUUUGCUGUAUUGCACGAUGCAUUGAAAUUUGAAGCACUCCACCUACUAUCUGCCAUCAUGUCCUCAAAACAUUCUGCACCAUUGCAUGAGGCUCUCCGCUCAAUGAAUCAUGACAUUUGGUCAACUUUUAUACGUGUGGGUGUUGUGGCAAUAUUGCAGAAUCGUGUCGCACCUGCUGAAAAGAUUCAGGCUCUUAUUUUGGUAGAGUCCGUAAUAUCGAUAGUCGGUGAGGGGUGGCUCAUUGGUCAGAUGAACUUGGCUAGUUCAGAGCUCCCUGUUCCAGCAGACAGGUGUAUGUUGCUCGUGUUGGAGUCAUCAAGAGUCGAAGUUGCUGUUCUUCUUGAUGAGCUCGCCUACUUGAAGUAUGAAGCUUCCAAGAAUUCUUCAUCCAACUCGGAGUCAGGUCUUUUAAAGCAGCGGAACCUUGCUGUUGUCUUUUCUUUGGUAGAGAGGAUAAUCAAAUUGAUUUCAAACAUAGGUGGAGAUGAAGGUAGUGGUAUUAGUGAGAGCACUAUCAUGAAGGUAAUCUCUGGGCUCAAUGAAACGAUUGGCGUGGUUCUAGAGUACUUACAAGAUGCAAAGGAUCAUGGACAAACAAAAGGAGAUGAUCUUCUCGCUUCAGUGCGCAUUGUGGGGAGCUAUCUUGCAGAAACACCUCUUGCUUGCGAAGAAAAGGUUAGGGAACUUUUAGGGUUUAUGCUCUCAAUCAAAGGCGAAGACGAGUCAAGCCCCUUUUACGCUGUAUGUUUUCUGCUUCCAAUGCUUUGUCAAACAACAAUGGAGGAUUAUGGAUGUAAAGUUCUUGUUUCUUCAGGAGCUUAUAAAGCUGUUGUGGAGUGCUUGAUUAAAUUGGUUGGUCCAGAUGGCAGCCUGAUUCAUGAUAAUGGUUCUAUAUUCUUGGCUUGUGAUACAGUUGUGAAUCUUCUUUUGAAGAGAGAUCAAAUUCAAGUUCCGUUAGAUGAAGCUUGUUUUGUUCAUCUUUUAGGAGCAUUGGCAUAUUGGACAGGUGAUACUGAUGACCUUUCGGCAAUAAUGAUGGCUUCAACCAUUUGUGCUCUAAUAUUUGACUCAACUUCCGAGGAGGCUCUUCUGCAACAUCCGAGCUUUGACGAAAGACUCCUUAAUAGUCUUUCUCAGCUCAUUGCGAGAAGUUUGGCUAUAAGUGGGAAGGAAAUUUUGGAUGAGGCUAAAGCAGAAGUGGAUCUUCACCAGAUUGUUUCCUCAGCAGCAGUCGAAAAACUAUACCAUUUCUAAUUUGGGUGCAGGAUAUUCUCGUUGGGCUGAUCGAUUUCCCCAUAUUAGAGAGGCUGUUGAGAGAUAACAAAAGGGCACUCUCCCACAUAAUUCCCUGCCCAUUGAUCCAUGAUCAAGUAUUCGAUGGAGAUGUGGUUCUUCUGGGGUUUGAGUCUAUGGAGGGACGUCUAACCGCUCUGGUUAACCCACUAAUUCCCCCCACCCCCACUGAUGUAUAAAAAGUACUCAAUGGAAAUUCUCAAAUCCAUUUCUACUAGAAUCUGUAAAAGCAUCUCCUUUCCGAGAAAAUUCACAGAUUUUCUACUUUGACGGAUGCCAUUGUGAUCAUCUUGCGGAUGAGGGUUGAGAAGAAGAUAUGAAUCAUGCCUCCAAUUUAUGUAGUAAACAUCUCUAUCUGUUUGUGUAGUGUGGUUUAUAAUGUGACAUUGCUUCCAAGACUAUUUAUCUGUGAAACCCUUGUCCCAUGUACAAAUACUUGGUGGAAUAUAUGGCGAGAGUCAUUGAACCAA
Molecule: messenger RNA, 2501 nt
Organism: Rhododendron vialii
Lineage: Eukaryota; Viridiplantae; Streptophyta; Magnoliopsida; Ericales; Ericaceae
Exons: 18
Coding region: 127-1992 (621 amino acids)
Source: RefSeq, a predicted model, not a curated record